Messenger RNA from Camellia sinensis, 1619 nucleotides. Its product is annotated as vesicle-fusing ATPase. Gene Ontology annotation, molecular function: ATP binding; ATP hydrolysis activity. Gene Ontology annotation, biological process: SNARE complex disassembly; intra-Golgi vesicle-mediated transport; Golgi to plasma membrane protein transport. The record is from RefSeq and is a predicted model, not a curated record. Lineage: Eukaryota; Viridiplantae; Streptophyta; Magnoliopsida; Ericales; Theaceae. Gene Ontology annotation, cellular component: Golgi stack.
GUACCAUAGAAAAUUCCCCCAAUGUGAUGUGUGUUCUUCUAGUUCGGAUCUGCUGUGGGUGCGGCGGCAAAAUGUGCUCAGCCGGAGGCGUCAACCCGGAAGGAUUGGACGUCGGGGAUUUUGAGGAUAGAAUGGAUGAAGAUUGCUCCGUCCGUUCCGUCUUCCUCGUCUGCCUGCCAACGGUCCGAUCUGAGUUUCAACAGUGUGCCCUAACGGCUGGGUGAAGGAGUGUAUGGUUUGCUGAUCUUUGCCUCUUUGGGAGCGUUGGUUGAGGUACCCUAAUCCAUGGAGCUGAAACAUUUAAAAAUAUAUUUAGGGAAGGCUUCAAUAUGGAAUCACUGGACGAAGUACUGAUAUCACUUGGUAUUGGAGGUAUGACUUCCCAAGUUGCUCAAAUACUGCAGUCAGCAUUUGGCUCACGGAUGGUUCCUCCUUCUCUAGCAAAGAGGUUGAAUUUGAAGCAUGUAAGAGGCAUGCUACUAUAUGGUCCACCAGGUUCUGGAAAAACCUUGAUAGCACGAAGCAUUUGCAAAUUACUAAACACAAAAGAGCCCGUGAUUAUAAAUGGACCAGAUGUGUUAAAUGCAUUCCAAGGUGUAUUAGAGAGGAAAAUAAGGUCACUCUUUAAAGCAGCCAUUGAGGAUGAAAAUAGAUAUGGAGCUAAAAGUGACCUGCAUAUCAUCAUAUUUGAUGAAAUUGAUUCGAUUGCUAAGAAAAGAGGGGUAGCUAUGGGACAAUACCAUAUGGAUGAUAGGCUUGUAAACCAACUACUUACCAUGAUUGAUGGCAUGAAAGUAUUGAACAACAUAUUUAUUAUUGCUACUACAAAUCGAAAGGAGCUCAUCGAUGAAGCACUACUGAGGGAAGGUAGAAUCGAACUACAUGUCAAAUUACAGUACCCAGAUGAGCGAGGGCGCUUGCAAAUUUUGGACAUCAGCACAAGGAACAUGAGACAAGCAUUUGUACUCGAUGAAGAUGUGAAUCUUCAAGACAUUGCUUGCAUGACGGAUGGCUGUAGUGGCUCUGCCCUUGCAUCUCUAGUCAACCGUGCACAUUCAUAUGCUGUGGUCCAUGCAGGGGAGAGGGGACUGGUGAAGCAUGUCCAGAAGGAUGUCAAAGUAACAAUGAACCACUUCCUCUAUGCUAUAGAAGAUAUUAAGUCUAGACUUAAGGAAUCUAGCCUUGAACCAAGCAGUUUCAGGAUGGAAAAGGAGGAAAUGAUUCUACAGCAGUUCAGCUCCAGUAAUUUGACUGAAGUUUUACACAUUCAGCAAGACAUUGCAAGGCUCAAGAAGGACAGUGCAUAUGUUCAGGCUACACUUGCUUCUUACAAAGAGGAUACGGUCAAACUUGAGAAGGAACUUGAGACACUUCGCUGUGCACUUGACCAUAUAUGAGUUUCAAGUGGUCGUCGAUGUCAGUGCAUGUAUGAUUUCUUUGUGUAGGAGACACUUCGGUUUGGCAUUUUUGUUUGCUUACUGUUUUAGAAACUAUGUUUGAAUUCGAAAACUCUGUUUGGUUGUGUAUGAAUUUGUUAUGUAAACUCUGUUUAACAGUGUAUGUUCAGUGUUGUAAAAUGAUCAGACUAUUUAAUGUUCAGUCAUUUUGAUUUUCUUUCU